CUGACACGCCAGCAUGGUCUCUGCAGCAAUCCAUGUGCACAAAGGAGCUUCUCUCAUUCGUGCUCGCUCCUUGUUUGGAGGAGACCCCGGAUGACGCGCGGAUGAGGAGGAGGCGAUCACCUCUCGUCAUCGAUCCUGUUCUAGGCUGACACCAUUGCGUGCUCUCUGCUCGAACAUUCGUAAGGCUUCACCUCCAGUUCUGCUCUCUCACCCCAUCUCCAUUCUCUCCUUACAGUCGUGAGGUUGGAAAGAUGAAGUUCUCCAGUGUUUUGCCGCUAGCCGUCGCUACCUCAGCAUUCGUGCUGCCUCCCGAGGAGGUCUUGAGCGAGCUCAAGAUCGAGGACCACCAUCUCGAAGCAAAGGUAGACCAUUGGUUGGAGGAAGCCUCAUCGACCAAAGAUGAGUUCCUCUCGAACGUGAAGAAGUACUUUGGCGAGGUCUCCGAGACCACCAAGGACGCCUGGAAGGAGAUCAGUGAGACUGGCAAGAGUGUGCUCGACCAGGCCUUGGAGAAGGCCCAUGAUACUGCGGAAUCACUUGGAAGCACGCUCGAAGAUGCUGCAGAUGACUUCCAGUCAUACAUUGAAGACAAUGAUUUCUUCACUGGCUUUGGCGGUGACCACCACGGCAAGCCAAAGCACCCACCACACCACCACGAGCCAAAUGAGACCGUGUAUCAACUCAUCGCGGGCAGCAAGUACACUACCAAGCUUGCCAAGUUGAUCUCCGAAUACGACGAUUUGGUCGAUGCUUUGAACAGCACCAAGGCCAACUUUACCGUCUUUGCUCCGACCGACAGUGCAUUUGAGAAGAUCCCUGAGCACGCUCCAAAGCCAUCCAAGGAGCAACUGAAGGCCAUCCUCUCCUACCACGUUGUGCCAGAUGUCUACACAGCUGGUCGUGUCUUGGUCACUCACACCGCACCAACUCUUCUCAAGGGCGAGCACCUGUCAUCCCAACCAGAGCCCCAACGCAUUGCCUUCAAGAUCGGACUCCGAGGCUUGACUGUCAACUUCUACAGCCGCAUCGUGGCCAUCAACAUCUUCGGCACGAACGGUGUCAUCCACGGCGUUGACUCAAUUAUCUUGCCCCCACCAAACGCCAUCACACUGGUCGACCUCUUCCCAGGCGAGUUCAGCACACUUGAGCUUGGUCUUGGCAAGACUGGUCUCCUCGACACCUUGAACACAACCCACCACGAAGGUGGCACUCUGUUCGCCCCAUCCAACUGGGCGUUCCAGAAGUUGGGACCAAAGAUCAAUGCCUUCCUCUUCUCCAGCUAUGGACUCAAGUACCUGAAGGCUCUUUUGGAGUACCACGUCGUGCCAGGCAACACAUUGUACUCUGAUGCAUACUACAAGGCCAAGGACGACAAGGACGCAGCUGCCAACUCAGAUAUUCCAAAGGGUCUGUUCCAUGUCGAUUUGCCAACUCUGCUCAAGGACCGCAACCUGUCGGUCGAUAUUGCUCGUUACGGUGGCUUUAUCAGCAUCAAGAUCAACGGCUUCGCGACUGUUGCCGUUCAAGAUGGCAUUGCCGAGGACGGCGUGAUUCAAGUCACUCGCGAUGUGCUUAUUCCUCCAAAGCAAUUGGGAGGUGCAGAACUUGAACAGUGGGACGGCUCUGAGCUUACCAUUGAGGAUCUCAAGGAGCGCCUUGAGCCGUUCGUGGCCAAGACUGAUCUCUAAUUGACACGUCCAACAAUUGUCUACACUAUAUUAGCGAUUAAGUUGUAGCGAUGCGGGAUCAAACGCUGCUGUGAUUUGCAACUAUGUAGAAAAAGUGACGAGACCAUGCUAUAAUGACAAUGUUUCCGAUUGAGCCACAAAC
Cercospora beticola is the source of this 1830-nucleotide messenger RNA. Its product is annotated as fasciclin domain-containing protein. Lineage: Eukaryota; Fungi; Ascomycota; Dothideomycetes; Mycosphaerellales; Mycosphaerellaceae. Gene Ontology annotation, cellular component: fungal-type vacuole membrane. The record is from RefSeq and is a predicted model, not a curated record. Gene Ontology annotation, biological process: macroautophagy.